UCACUCUCCGGUGUGACUGGCACUUGAAGCCAGAGCUCUUGAAGUAAGACGAUUUUCUUGAAGCAUAGAAACCCUGUAGACUUAUUGAGGGAAAAAUGAAGAAAGAAUUUAACUGAAGAGUGUUAAGUGGACCGAUUAUACUUAAACAAUGAAUACCACAAGACAGCACCACAAUGGAUCGUUUCACCUGCGGAACCACAGCUCUGGAGCUCUGUCUCUCAGACAUCAGCAGCCUCCAACUGGGGCUGACAGACACCACGCUUCAACGGGGUGCUACGAGCAGCUGCUCAUCUCCACAGAGGUCUUCCUCAUGCUGGGCAUAUUCAGUCUGCUGGAGAACAUCCUGGUCAUCGCUGCCAUCGUCAAGAACAAGAACCUCCACUCUCCCAUGUACUUCUUCAUCUGCUCCCUGGCUGUAGCCGACAUGCUGGUCAGCGUUUCCAACGCCACCGAGACCGUGGUCAUGGUAUGGAUCACAGACAGUAACAUAGAGAUGGGUGGUGGCGUGGUCAAAAGCGUGGACAACGUGUUCGACUCAAUGAUUUGCAGUUCCCUGCUGGCGUCAAUCUGGAGCCUGCUGGCCAUAGCCGUGGACCGCUACGUGACCAUAUUCUACGCGCUGCGCUACCACAACAUCAUGACGGUACACCGAGCCGCCGCCAUCAUCACCAGCAUCUGGACCUUCUGCACGGUGUCCGGUGUCCUUUUCAUCAUCUACUCGGAGAGCACUACUGUCCUCAUCUGCCUCAUUGUCAUGUUCUUCAGCAUGCUGGCGCUCAUGGCCUCGCUCUAUGUCCACAUGUUCAUGCUGGCGCGGCUGCACAUGAAGAGGAUCGCGGCUCUGCCGGGCAACGGCCCCAUCCUGCAGGCUGCCAAUAUGAAGGGAGCCAUCACCCUGACCAUCCUGCUGGGCGUGUUCGUGGUGUGCUGGGCGCCCUUCUUCCUCCACCUUAUCCUGAUGAUCUCCUGCCCCAGGAACCCCUACUGCUUGUGCUUCAUGUCCCACUUCAACAUGUACCUUAUCCUCAUCAUGUGCAACUCUGUGAUUGACCCGCUGAUCUACGCCUUCAGGAGCCAGGAAAUGAGAAAGACAUUCAAGGAGAUCUGCUGCUGGUAUGGUUUUAGCUCCCUGCUGUGUCUCUAUGUGUGA
Esox lucius (northern pike) is the source of this 1150-nucleotide messenger RNA. RefSeq names its product melanocortin 4 receptor (gene mc4r). Gene Ontology annotation, biological process: G protein-coupled receptor signaling pathway. The record is from RefSeq and is a predicted model, not a curated record. Gene Ontology annotation, cellular component: membrane. Lineage: Eukaryota; Metazoa; Chordata; Actinopteri; Esociformes; Esocidae. The transcript has a single exon. Gene Ontology annotation, molecular function: melanocyte-stimulating hormone receptor activity. Bases 149 to 1150 code for a protein of 333 amino acids.